AUGCCUCCUGAGGAGGCCGUGUCUUGGCUCGAGUCGGACCCGAGCCGAGCCCGCCGAGUCCUCGGGGGUCGCAGGGGCCGAGCGUCGGGGGAGUGGCCAACAAUGGUGGAUCCGGUGGCACCAGGAGGGGGAGAUAGGGGGGCUCUCCGCUUCGUCGGCAGGAGGCACCGCGUCUCGUCCUCAGGUGCGUCGAACGAGACCCCCGACUUCGCCCCCUGCUGCGACGGCGGGGCGCAUGGCGGCUCGGGGAGCUGCUUCGGAAGACUGGGAGAGUUUGGAAGUUGUCCAGUGGACCCAUCGGUGGCCGAGCGUGUGUUCGUGGACGAUCAAAGCCGAACGACCGGAGACUACUACCUGUAUAUUCCAUUUCGGGUGUUCCGGUUUCCGGAUGGUGCUAGAGUGCAUUUCCGGUGUAAUGUCAUUCUUUGCCAGCAGGACUGCCCAUGGGCCAACUGCGGAGAAUAUAUGGGGAGGUCUUACGGCCGGAAGCGACGAUCAGCUUCACCUCCACCAAGUGACGGCCGAAUGCUUACCGUCACAAAUGAGGUGACCGUGGUGGACGAUGACCAUAGAUUUCCUAGGGCGGCCGGCACAGGUACUGUAGAAGAAGAAAUCAUAGGCUCGGUCGCGACACCUGACCCCCAUGGAACAUCCCGCAACAACUUCCUCUUCCCCCGAGAAUACCUCAUAGGGGGCGUGGCUUUAGUGCUGUCCUUAUUCGUUUCCAUCUGCGUCAAUGUCUACCUGUUGCUAUACAUCCGCCGUCGAAUCAUCUCCAUGGACAGGAGCGACACGGAGAGUGUCAGGGCCCCUCCCUCCCCCAAAUUAGAGCCGCCACAGUACUUCUCAGUCUACGAUCGCUACAGCCCGAGAACGGAAUGGAAAUAUGAAUCGCGGGAGAUCUUGUACCCUCCCAUGCCCAUACGUCAUGCACGAACCAGUCGUAGAUCUCACAGCUUUAGAUACUGA
This is a messenger RNA of Uloborus diversus, 969 nucleotides long. RefSeq lists its product as uncharacterized. Lineage: Eukaryota; Metazoa; Arthropoda; Arachnida; Araneae; Uloboridae. The coding region runs from base 1 to 969 and encodes 322 amino acids. The record is from RefSeq and is a predicted model, not a curated record. The transcript has 4 exons.